This is a messenger RNA of Rubroshorea leprosula, 527 nucleotides long. Lineage: Eukaryota; Viridiplantae; Streptophyta; Magnoliopsida; Malvales; Dipterocarpaceae. The record is from the annotation of a GenBank genome assembly.
AAAUCAACCCUAAACUCUUUUUAUCUCCGCUCUAAAGGCAAGUUCGAAUUUGGUUUCGGGAUCUGAACGUUAUUGCCGACUUUAGGGAUUUUCAGCUUCAGUUCAUUUUAUGUAAAUCACAUAUUGAUAUUGGAAUAGAAAUCGAGUUUGUUGUUAAAUUUAUUGCAUGUAAGAAGCUCAAUCAAAUUGAGCUCUCAGAUUGUGAAAUAUAUGCCUCCUGUGAACCCUGCCCAAUGUGCUUUGGUGCCAUCCAUCUCGCGAGAAUCAAGAUAUUGGUUUAUGGAGCCAAAGCCGAGCAGCCAUAGCAAUUGGGUUUGAUGUAUUGGAAGAAAGCACACAGUUUUGCAAACUAAUCUUCAAUGUGAUCCAAAGUACUUGAUCAAUCUGAUGUGCUCGUGGAUACAAGAUUAUAUGCAUUUGUAGAGUUGAACAUAUUGAUGCUCGGAUGCAGUCCAUUGUAAAGAAGAGUAGCGCUUGAUUGCUGACCAUGAUGUAUUUGCAGCAUUAAUUAAAAGUCAAGAUUUAAG